Xenopus laevis (African clawed frog) is the source of this 8387-nucleotide messenger RNA. Its product is annotated as talin-2. The record is from RefSeq and is a predicted model, not a curated record. Bases 16 to 7905 code for a protein of 2629 amino acids. The transcript has 58 exons. NCBI's taxonomy places the organism in Eukaryota, Metazoa, Chordata, Amphibia, Anura, Pipidae.
AAUGCCAACCACAAGAUGGCGCCCGUUGCCAUACCAACCCUAGCCCCUCUGUACCCGCCAGAAGCGCCGCUGCGCAAUGUGAUUCCCUGCUUUCUCUCCCACCCCCACUCCUUCGUCGCACAUGCGUAUGAGACGGUUCGGGGGUCGGGCAGUGGUUCAGGCGGAGAGACGGGUAUCGGUCUGAUCCUGUCAGCUGUCAACAUGGUGGCCCUGUCUUUGAAGAUCUGUGUCCGGCAGUGCAAUGUCGUUAAAACCAUGCAAUUUGAGCCAUCCACGGCAGUAUAUGAUGCCUGCAGAAUCAUUAGAGAGAGGGUACCUGAGGCUCAGAGUGGACAAGCACUCGACUUUGGGCUGUUCCUAUCAGAUGAAGACUCCAGGAAAGGCAUCUGGCUGGAUGCUGGCAGGACUCUAGACUACUACAUGUUAAGGAAUGGGGAUGUCCUGGAAUACAAAAAGAAGCACCGGCCCCAAAAAAUCCGGAUGUUAGAUGGGGCAGCCAAGAUGAUUUUGGUAGAUGACUCUAAGACAGUGGGGGAAUUGUUAGUAACCAUUUGCAGCAGAAUUGGAAUUACAAAUUAUGAAGAAUAUUCUCUGAUCCAAGAAACUAUGGAGGAGAAGAAGGAAGAACCGACUGGUACUUUAAAGAAGGACAGAACGCUUCUCAGAGAUGAGAAGAAAAUGGAAAGACUUAAGGCUAAACUUCACACUGAAGAUGAAUUAAACUGGCUUGAUCAUAGCAGGACAUUCAGAGAACAGGGUGUGGACGAGAAUGAAACACUGUUACUCCGAAGGAAAUUCUUCUACUCUGACCAAAAUGUAGACUCUAGAGACCCAGUGCAGCUCAACUUGCUGUAUGUUCAGGCACGUGAUGAUAUCUUGAAUGGAUCUCAUCCUGUGUCUUUUGACAAGGCCUGUGAAUUUGGGGGGAUCCAAGCCCAAAUUCAGUUUGGCCCUCAUGUUGAAAGCAAGCAUAAACCUGGAUUUCUUGAACUUAAAGAAUUUCUUCCAAAGGAAUACAUGAAGCAAAGAGGAGCAGAAAAGAAGAUUUUUCAGGAGCACAAAAACUGUGGAGAAAUGACUGAAAUUGAAGCCAAGGUGCAGUAUGUGAAGUUGGCCCGAUCUCUCCGCACUUAUGGCGUUUCAUUUUUCUUAGUAAAGGAAAAAAUGAAGGGUAAGAACAAACUGGUGCCACGUCUGCUAGGGAUCACUAAGGAUUCAGUGAUGAGGGUGGAUGAAAGAACAAAGGAGGUUCUGCAGGAAUGGCCACUCACAACUGUAAAACGUUGGGCUGCCUCUCCGAAGAGCUUUACUCUGGAUUUUGGAGAGUAUCAAGAAAGCUAUUAUUCAGUGCAAACCACAGAAGGUGAACAGAUCUCACAACUUAUUGCUGGUUACAUAGAUAUCAUUCUAAAAAAGAAACAAAGCAAGGACCGCUUUGGUCUGGAAGGCGAAGAGGAAUCGACAAUGCUAGAGGAGUCUGUCUCACCAAAAAAGUCUACUAUUUUACAGCAACAGCAACUAACCAGAGCUGGUAAACCUGAACUUGGCACUGUAGCUCUUCCUGCAAUUAUACGCUCAGGAUCCAGUGGACCAGAGACUUUUAAUGUAGGAAGCAUGCCCUCUGCUCAGCAGCAGCUAACCACUGGACAGAUGCAUAGAGGACACAUGCCACCACUGACCUCUGCCCAGCAGGCUUUGAUGGGAACAAUUAAUACAAGUAUGCAUGCAGUGCAACAGGCUCACAGUGACCUAGGUCAUGUAGACAACUUGCCACCACUGGGACAUGACAUGGCGUCACGAGUCUGGAUUCAGAACAAAGUAGAUGAGUCAAAACAUGAGAUCCACUCACAGGUAGAUGCUAUAACAGCAGGCACAGCUUCUGUAGUGAAUCUUACUGCAGGUCAUCCAACAGAAACUGAUUACACCGCUGUAGGCUGUGCCAUAACCACUAUUUCAUCUAACUUAACUGAGAUGUCAAAAGGUGUGAAAUUGCUAGCAGCACUAAUGGAGGAUGAAGUUGGCAGUGGGGAGAACCUGUUGGGUGCUGCAAGAACACUUGCUGGAGCUGUUUCUGACCUACUGACUGCAGUACAACCUUCUUCUGAGGAGCCACGUCAGACUGUUCUUACUGCAGCUGGCAGCAUUGGGCAAGCGAGUGGGGAGCUAUUGCGUCAAAUCGGUGAGAGUGAAGCUGAUGAGAGGUUCCAGGAUGUGUUGAUGAACUUGGCAAAAGCUGUAGCUAAUGCAGCUGCUAUGCUAGUGUUGAAGGCAAAAAAUGUGGCUCAAGUGACUGAAGACACUGUUUUGCAGAACAGGGUGAUUGCUGCUGCCACACAGUGCGCACUUUCCACUUCUCAGCUUGUUGCCUGUGCAAAGGUGGUCAGUCCAACCAUCAGUUCUCCUGUGUGCCAGGAGCAACUGAUUGAAGCAGGGAAGUUAGUGGAUCGUUCCGUAGAGAACUGUGUUCAUGCAUGUCAGUCAGCUACUGAGGAUAUAGAGCUCCUGAAACAAGUUAGUGCAGCAGCCAUUGUUGUUGGUCAGGCACUGAAUGAUCUUCUGCAGCAUGUUCGUCAGUUUGCAAGUCGUGGAGAGCCUAUUGGACGGUAUGACCAGGCUACUGACACCAUCAUGUCAGUCACUGAAAGUAUCUUCAGCUCCAUGGGGGAUGCAGGUGAGAUGGUGCGACAAGCUCGAGUGCUUGCUCAGGCGACAUCAGACCUAGUAAAUGCAAUGAGGUCAGACGCAGAGGCAGAAGUAGAUAUGGACAAUUCAAAGAAGCUUCUAGCAGCUGCCAAGCUGUUGGCUGAUUCUACUGCUCGAAUGGUUGAAGCUGCAAAGGGAGCAGCAGCCAGUCCUGAAAAUGAAGAUCAGCAACAGCGACUCAGAGAAGCAGCUGAAGGUCUAAGGGUUGCAACAAAUGCAGCUGCCCAGAAUGCCAUCAAGAAAAAAAUAGUUAACCGCCUAGAGGCAGCUGCCAAACAGGCUGCAGCAGCUGCUACACAGACCAUUGCAGCAUCGCAGAAUGCUUCUCUCUCCAACAAGAACACUGCAGCUCAUCAACAGCUUGUCCAGAGUUGCAAGGUCGUUGCUGACCAUAUUCCUCAGCUGGUGCAGGGUGUGAGGGGCAGCCAGGCCCAGGCAGAUGAUUUGAGUGCUCAGCUUGCACUUAUUGUGUCCAGUCAGAACUUUCUGCAGCCUGGCAGUAAAAUGGUGGCCUCGGCCAAGGCAGCUGUGCCAACCGUGACUGAUCAGGCAGCUGCCAUGCAGUUGGGUCAGUGUGCCAAAAACCUGGCAACCAGCUUAGCAGAACUGCGUACAGCAGCACAAAAGGCCCAUGAAGCUUGUGGUCCAAUGGAAAUUGAUUCGGCACUGAAUGCUGUGCAGACAUUAAAGAAUGAACUGCAGGAUGCCAAAAUGGCAGCUGGCGAGAGGCAACUAAAGCCACUUCCAGGAGAAACGCUUGAGAAGUGCGCUCAGGAUCUUGGCAGUACCUCUAAGACUGUAGGAUCAUCCAUGGCCCAGCUGCUUACAUGUGCUGCACAAGGAAAUGAGCAUUACACAGGUGUGGCUGCAAGGGAAACGGCACAUGCUCUUAAGACACUGGCACAGGCAGCACGAGGGGUAGCUGCAUCCACCAGUGAUCCUCAGGCUGCCAGUGAUAUGCUUGACUCAGCAAGAGAUGUGAUGGAGGGGUCGGCAAAGCUUAUCCAGGAAGCCAAACAAGCUCUUGUAGCUCCAGGGGAUGCAGAGAUUCAGCAGAGACUGGCACAGGUUGCCAAGGCUGUGUCACACUCACUGAAUAACUGUGUAAAUUGUCUGCCUGGACAGAAGGAUGUGGACAUGGCUCUUAAAAGUAUCGGCGAGUCCAGCAAAAAGCUUUUGGUAGAUUCGCUUCCUCCAAGCUCAAAGUCAUUCCAAGAAGCCCAAAGUGAAUUGAACCAGGCAGCUGAAGAUCUCAAUCAGUCAGCAGGAGAAGUGGUCCAUGCUUCACGGGGCCAGAGUGGAGAAUUGGCUGCUGCAUCUGGGAAAUUUAGUCAAGAUUUUGAUGAAUUCCUUGAUGCUGGCAUUGAAAUGGCUGGGCAGACACAGAAAAAAGAUGACCAAAUGCAGGUGAUAGGCAGUCUGAAGACCAUCUCCAUGGCUUCUAGCAAACUUCUCCUGGCUGCUAAGUCUUUGUCAGUGGAUUCAGGAGCUCCCAGUGCCAAAAACCUUUUGGCAGCUGCAGCAAGAGCCGUAACUGAAAGUAUAAACCAGCUCAUCACCCUCUGUACACAGCAGGCCCCAGGACAGAAGGAAUGUGAUAAUGCUCUGCGUGAGCUAGAGACUGUUAAAGGCAUGCUGGAGAAUCCCAAUGAACCAGCCAGUGACCUGUCCUACUUUGAUUGUAUUGAGAGUGUGAUGGAGAAUUCUAAGGUCCUAGGUGAAUCCAUGGCCGGAAUUUCUCAGAAUGCCAAAACAGGUGACUUGCCUGCCUUCGGAGAGUGUGUGAGCGUAGCUUCCAAAGCUCUUUGUGGUUUGACUGAGGCUGCUGUGCAGGCAGCCUAUCUGGUUGGUAUUUCGGAUCCUAACAGCCAGGCUGGCCAGCAAGGACUGGUGGACCCCAUACAGUUUGCAAGAGCUAAUCAAGCAAUUCAGAUGGCUUGCCAAAAUCUGGUGGAUCCUGCAAGCAGCCCAUCACAGGUACUCUCAGCUGCUACUAUAGUAGCCAAACACACCUCAGCAUUGUGCAAUGCCUGCCGAAUUGCUUCCUCCAAAACUGCCAAUCCUGUGGCUAAAAGGCAUUUUGUUCAGUCAGCCAAAGAGGUGGCAAACAGCACAGCAAACUUAGUGAAAACAAUUAAGACACUAGAUGGAGACUUUUCUGAUGAGAAUCGGAAUAAAUGCAGCAUUGCAACAUCCCCCCUUAUUUCAGCAGUGGAAAAUUUAACUGCUUUUGCCUCAAACCCGGAAUUUGCAAGUAUACCAGCACAGAUCAGCAGUGAGGGUGCUCGUGCUCAAGAACCUAUUUUAGUUUCUGCAGUCACAAUGCUUGAAAGCUCAUCUUCCCUCAUCAAGACAGCCCGAUCCCUGGCUAUUAAUCCUAAAGAUCCCCCCACAUGGUCCAGUCUAGCUGGUCACUCGCGCAUAGUCUCAGAUUCAAUAAAGAGCCUUAUUACUUCUAUUAGGGACAAGGCUCCAGGACAAAGAGAAUGUGACCAGUCCAUUGACAGCAUCAAUCGAUUUAUCCGUGAUAUUGAACAGGCCUCUCUCGCCAGUGUUAGCCAAGAUUUGGCCAUGAGGGAUGACAUAUCUUUGGAGGCUCUGCAAGAACAGCUCACAUCUGUUGUUCAAGAAAUAGGCCACCUUAUUGAUCCCAUCACUACAGCGGCAAGGGGAGAAGCAGCACAACUAGGGCACAAGGUAACCCAGCUUGCCCGUUACUUAGAACCUCUAGUCCUUGCUGCUGUUGGAUUAGUCUCCAAAGUCCUGGACCAUCAGCAGCAGAUGACUGUACUAGAUCAGACCAAGACACUGGCAGAAUCUGCUCUUCAAAUGCUAUAUGCUGCCAAAGAGGGCGGGGGAAAUCCUAAGGCUGUUCACACUCAUGAUGCAAUAGCUGAGGCAGCUCAGUUGAUGAAAGAAGCUGUAGAUGAUCUCAUGAUUACCCUAAAUGAGGCUGCCAGUGAGGUUGGCAUGGUUGGGGGGAUGGUGGAUUCCAUUGCUGAAGCCAUGAAUAAGUUGGAUGAAGGGACACCACCUGAACCUACAGGGACCUUUGUCGACUAUCAGACCACUGGUGUUAAAUACUCCAAAGCAAUUGCUGUGACUGCCCAGGAAAUGAUGACCAAAUCUGUAACCAACCCAGAAGAGCUUGGUAGUUUGGCAUCGCAGGUGACAAGCGAUUAUGGAAAUCUUGCUGUCCAAGGUCGUAUGGCUGCAGCUACUGCAGAGCCCAAGGAGGUUGGGUCCCAGAUUAAAUCACGAAUUCAGGAUUUGGGACAUGGCUGCAUAUUCUUAGUACAGAAGGCUGGAGCUCUGCAGAUAUGCCCUACUGACAGUUACACCAAACGUGAGCUAAUUGAAUGUGCUCGAGCUGUGACUGAAAAGGUGUCGCUGGUACUUUCAGCUUUGCAGGCAGGCAACAAGGGGACGCAGGCUUGUAUUACAGCCAGCAGUGCUGUUUCUGGCAUUAUUGCAGAUCUAGACACAACUAUUAUGUUUGCUACAGCUGGAACUCUCAAUGCCGAGAAUAAGGAAUCAUUUGCUGAUCACAGGGAGAACAUACUAAAAACUGCAAAGGCACUUGUAGAAGACACAAAAUUGUUGGUUUCAGGAGCUGCAUCCAGCCAAGAAAAGCUUGCACAGGCCGCUCAGUCAUCUGCUAAUACAAUUACCCAGCUGGCCGAGGUUGUAAAGCUUGGUGCUGCCAGUAUGGGCUCCGAUGAUCCUGAAACCCAGCUGUAUAUCUAUCUGCAAAUAAGACGUCCUGGCCCGGAAACGGUAUUCCAAAUGAACACGGAGCAAUGUGGGGUGGUGCUGAUCAAUGCCAUAAAAGAUGUGGCAAAGGCUUUGGGUGAUUUGAUUGAAGCAACAAAAUGUGCAGCUGGGAAGGCAGCAGACGACCCAUCCAUGUACCAGCUAAAGAGUGCUGCCAAGGUUAUGGUGACAAAUGUAACCUCCCUUUUGAAAACGGUGAAAGCUGUAGAAGAUGAGGCCACACGUGGUACAAGAGCUCUGGAAGCCACAAUAGAGCAUAUCAAGCAGUCGCUAACAGUUUUUCAAUCAAAGGAUAUCCCUGAAAAGACUUCAUCCCCAGAAGAAUCCAUACGUAUGACCAAAGGAAUCACUAUGGCAACAGCCAAAGCUGUAGCUGCUGGGAACUCUUGUCGGCAGGAAGAUGUCAUAGCCACAGCUAACCUGAGCCGCAAGGCAGUGUCUGAAAUGCUUAGAGCCUGCAAGCAAGCAGUUUAUCAUCCUGAUGUUAACGCAGAUACCAGGCAGCGAGCCUUAAGAUAUGGGACAGAAUGCACCUUUGCCUACCUGGAGAUGCUGGAGCAUGUUUUAUCUAUUUUGCAGAAGCCAAGCCCAGAAGUCAAGCACCAGCUGUCCAUAUAUUCCAAACGUAUUGCAGCAGCAGUUACAGAGCUCAUUCAGACAGUGGAAACCAUGAAAGGAACUGAGUGGGUUGACCCUCAAGAUCCCACUGUGAUUGCUGAGAUUGAACUGCUUGGUGCCGCAGCUUCUAUUGAGGCGGCAGCUAAAAAACUGGAACUGCUCAAACCACGGGCCAAACCCAAACAAGCAGACGAGACACUGGACUUCGAGGAGCAGAUCCUGGAGGCAGCUAAAUCAAUUGCCGCUGCUACAAGUGCCCUGGUGAAAUCGGCUUCAGCAGCACAGAGAGAGCUUGUGGCACAAGGCAAGGUUGGAGCAAUUGCAGCCAAUGCAGCAGACGAUGGUCAGUGGUCCCAGGGGCUUAUUUCUGCUGCCAGAAUGGUAGCUGCAGCAACCAGCAACCUGUGUGAAUCGGCCAACGCCUCUGUGCAAGGCCAUGCCAGUGAGGAGAAACUCAUCUCCUCUGCCAAGCAAGUGGCAGCCUCCACCGCUCAUCUCCUGGUGGCCUGCAAGGUGAAAGCUGACCACGACUCUGAGGCCAUGAGGAGACUCCAGGCGGCAGGUAAUGCUGUAAAACGCGCCUCCGAUAGCCUUGUCCGUGCAGCGCAGAAGGCAGCUUUCAGCAAAGCUGAAGCUGAUGAUGUUGUGGUGAAGACAAAGUUUGUUGGAGGAAUAGCACAGAUCAUAGCAGCUCAAGAAGAGAUGCUUAAGAAGGAAAGAGAGCUGGAGGAAGCACGGAAAAAGCUAGCACAGAUUCGCCAACAGCAGUACAAAUUUUUACCCUCGGCCUUGAGAGAAGAAGAGAGCUAAAUGUCUAUCCCACACAUUGACAUUCUCACCCUGAAAACAGAGCCUUCACUGUACCAACUGAGGGAAGACUUAGUGCUUCCUCCAUAGCGCCCUCUGGUUAUGAAAGGAAGAAAUCUGUCAUGGAGGAAGGAGUUCACUUUCACUAUACUAAGACUGUCAGUAUUAUUUCCCAAGGUGGACACAAAUAUAUAAAUAUAUAUAUAUAUAUAUAUAAAGUUAUAUAGAAGCCUGCAGGGUAUAAGAGAAACUUCUAAGCCGGAUACACUCCUCCUACAUAAAUAUUUCUGGUUUUAAAAAUUGGCCCCCUUUAACUACGUAACCUCUUCAGUGCUGGAGGUACCCGCAUAACAAUGCAAACCAGGAAAACAUGAAACUGCCUUUUUCUCUAGUCUGUUUUGCAAUUUAAUUUAGCACUGGAACAAUUCUGUAUACUCAAAUGAUCUACAUGAAGCCUCCUAAGAAUUAAAGGCACUUGUAAUGAA